UUUGAUUGUUUGAUUACUCUUACCUUACUCCACAACUCUACCACGACCACUCUGACCAUUGCCAAGCCCAAGCCCAACCCUAGUAAACUUUAAUAACAAAAAAGUCAACAAACAAACAAAUAAUAAUGGCUUCAUCCAACAAAAUAGAAGAUCACCGUAAGAAGUGGGAUCGAGAGGAGUAUGAGCGAUUAGCUGCUGAACGGAUCCAGGAAGAACUAGACGCGCAAGAGAAAGCUCACCAAAAACAACCUCCAGUAAAGCGGGAACUCUUAAGGCAAAGAGACUACAGAGUUGAUCUUGAAUCUAAACUCGGAAAAAGUAUCGUCAUAACUAAAAAUACUCCGUCUUCUCAAACAGGAGGGUACUAUUGCAAUGUUUGUGAUUGUGUCGUCAAAGAUUCAAUCAACUUCCUCGAUCACAUCAAUGGAAAGAAACAUCAAAGAAACAUGGGCAUGUCAAUGCGAGUUGAGAAUUCAACAGUGGAUCAAGUGCGUAAACGAUUUGAGAUUAACAAGAAAAAGCUAGAAGAGAAGAAAAAGGAUUAUGAUAUAGAACAAAGAAUGAAGGAGUUGAAGGAAGAAGAAGAAAAGUUGAAAGAAUAUAGAAGAGAGAAGAAAAAGGAGAAAAAAAGAAAGCUAGAUGAAGAUAAUGAUGAUCAUAAAGAUCAACAAUCAGAGUUAGCGUCUAUAAUGGGCUUUUCUGGUUUUGGAGGUGGAAAAAAGAGCAAAUAGAAUGUCUUAACUUAGUAUAAAAAAUGUUUGUACAAUAUAAUGAUCAUGCUGUAAAUAUAUGUCUGGUUUUAUAAAUAAAUAUAAGGAAAUUUUUGAUCAGUGUAUUAUGUGUGAAAACAAUUUAUAAGUUAAAAAUCUGCCAAGUUUGAUCCGCUGAAAUACCUUAUCUUAAAAAAUAUAAUAAUAUAAUUUUAAUUUUUACAAUAAUAAUCCGGCACUGACACUGUUUGGUUAUAAUAAAAUACGAUCAGUUUUACCCGUGCUUAGCAACGAAAAGAUGACGCAAAAGAGUAUAGUGAUGUUUUUUUUUUAAUUUGCUUUAUAUAUAUUACACUCACUUUAUAGUUGUACACAUAUAUUUCCACAUAAUGCAUUGAAAUCAAUUUAAUUUAAUUCAA
Macrosteles quadrilineatus (aster leafhopper) is the source of this 1129-nucleotide messenger RNA. RefSeq names its product zinc finger matrin-type protein 2. Gene Ontology annotation, cellular component: spliceosomal complex; U4/U6 x U5 tri-snRNP complex. The transcript has 5 exons. The coding region runs from base 126 to 731 and encodes 201 amino acids. The record is from RefSeq and is a predicted model, not a curated record. Gene Ontology annotation, molecular function: zinc ion binding; nucleic acid binding. Gene Ontology annotation, biological process: mRNA splicing, via spliceosome. NCBI's taxonomy places the organism in Eukaryota, Metazoa, Arthropoda, Insecta, Hemiptera, Cicadellidae.